Molecule: messenger RNA, 608 nt
Organism: Saimiri boliviensis boliviensis (Bolivian squirrel monkey)
Lineage: Eukaryota; Metazoa; Chordata; Mammalia; Primates; Cebidae
Source: RefSeq, a predicted model, not a curated record
AUGAAGUGGGUUAUCCCCUGUGCUCGCCUCUCCUCAAAUCGUGGGAAACGAUUGGAAGCAAAAAUGUCUGGGCUGCAUGAAAAUGAGAGGGAAAUUCUUGUCACAGGCAGUGCUCAAGAGUUCCAACAAUGGUGUAAGAACACCGUGGAUUAUGACCAAGAUGAGGGUGUACAGCACAUAGGUGAGGAUUCAACAUCUUUGAAAUUUCAGUUGGAAACUGAAGUUCCCGAUGCAUACAACAUGGUGCCUCCCAAAGUGAAAUGCCUGACCAAGAUCUGGCACUCCAGCAUCACAGAGACAGGGGAAAUAUGUCUGAGUUUACUGAGAGAACAUUCAAUUGACGGCACUGGCUGGGCUCCCACAAGAACAUUAAAGGAUGUUGUUUGGGGAUUAAACUCUUUGUUUAUUGAUCUUUUGAAUUUUGAUGAUCCACUGAAUAUUGAAGCGGCAGAACAUCAUUUGCGGGACAAGGAGGACUUCCGGAAUAAAGUGGACGACUACAUUAAGCGUUAUGCCAGAUGAUAAAAGGGGACGAUUGCAGGCCCAUGGACUGUGUUACAGUUUGUCUCUCACGUGAAACAGCAGGAGGUAGCCCCCUCUCCCGUCCU